CAGUCGUCGUGUGUUGUGGCCAAACGGCGUCCUCGAGGUCUUCGGCUGCAGGUUCCAUGAUGCCUGCCCUCCAGAGGCAUGUUCGCAGGGACCAGACGAGGAGCUGGGACGAACUGCGGUUAUAAAGAGAUGAGAUCGGCUGGUUGGGAACUCGGAGCAUGGGGACAUGAGAUAUGCGCCUAAAAACAGCCCCCGACGGUGCCGACGAGGGGGCGGUCUGGGCGGAGGGAAUUGAGGUGUGGGGUCGGGUGCAGCUCCCGUGAGAGGUGUGACCUUGGAUCAUUGGCACCGGGCUAGCUCUUAUCUUAUCGCCCUAAAAUCAUCCAAAUCCCAUUGACCACACACAGCUCGAGCUGCCCACCCGUUGAGCUUUUUUCUCGUCGGGAAAAACGAUAGACAACUCGCGGCUGGUCGAGCCCGGGUCCUGCAGCCAACGCCAUCUCAUCCAGACCCCUGACAGCGACCAUGCCACCCCGGUGUCCGCGCUCCUCGCACCUCUCCCUGCCGUUCCUCUACCCCUUUUUGUUCCGAAGCGGCUCUGCACCCGCCCCGCGACUGCCCAAUUCCAUCGCCCAGAUCCGACACCACAUCACAGAACCAUCGUCUCCCGAUGACGUGUCGACUCGUCUCGACCCCGACCCCGACGACUACUCGUCCCCACACUUCGCCGACAAUGCGAAGCUGACACUCUACGCUGGCGGAGGUGGCCAUGGCUGCAUCUCCUUCCUGAGGGAAGCCUACGUGGAGGAGGGUCCUGCCAAUGGCGGGGACGGUGGCCACGGCGGAAACGUCUACAUCCAGGCCGUCCACGGCGAGACCUCGCUGCACAAGCUCUCCAGAAAACGCUUCAUCCGCGCCGGCACCGGCAAGAACGGCCAGGGUAGCUCCAAAACGGGGCAGAGAGGAGAUGAUGUGGUGAUUUCAGUCCCCGUAGGCACUGUCUUGAGAGAGAUCCAACGCUACGACCCAGAAGCAGAGGAGCGAGAGGUGGCGAGGGCGUUUUAUCGUCGCAGGAAGUCUGCACAAAAAGCAGCCGCGGAUUCCCUCGAAGCCGCAGACUUUGAUGGUGGGGAGGACCCCCUCAGACACAAAUGGAUCCUAUACCCAGGCAUUUCGGCCACCGAGGCCGCCAAUAUGGAGCUGCCCCGGCUGCCAAAAAGGACGCGAAUAUAUGCCCAGCCUUCUGCGCCAAUCCAUCUUGACCUGUCUCGCCCAACCCCACGCCCGAUUCUCCUUGCCGCCGGCGGCAUCGGCGGCCUGGGAAACCCCCAUUUCGUGUCGAGGGAAACUCCGCGGCCGCUGUUCGCCACCAAGGGUGAACGCCCUGUAUCCUUGAGGAUAGAGCUGGAACUCAGACUUCUGGCCGAUAUCGGUCUGGUGGGGCUCCCCAACGCCGGGAAGAGCACCCUUCUCCGUGCCAUGUCCAACAGUAGGGCGCGCGUCGGGUCGUGGGCCUUUACUACCUUACAGCCAAAUAUCGGGACCGUAGUGCUAGACAACAACAAGGGAAGACCGCUAGUUAGGAGCACCCGCCGGGUCCCUGUUAGCGAAGAAGAUGUGCACUCCGGGGUCGCGGAUCCAGACGAGACCGAGGUUGUGCCUCGGACCCGGUUCACGGUGGCUGACAUCCCCGGCCUGAUCGAGGGGGCACACCUAAAUAGGGGCUUGGGGAUAGCUUUCCUGCGCCACGUGGAGCGCGCGGGCGUCCUGGCGUUCGUGAUCGAUCUAGGGGCGGGCAACGCCGUCCAGGCCCUAAAGGCGCUGUGGAACGAGGUCGGCCAGUACGCGCAGAUGCGGGAGGAGGAGGAGCGGGAUCGUGAACGUGACACACGCAUCGAGUGGGAGGAUGCUGGAACGGGCACAACGCAUUCUCGAUAUAUGGGACGCGGGAGCGGCAUGAUUUCGGCCGACUACCCGCCCGCUCCCGAAAGCGUCUCAGGGCUGCACAUUGCUGCGAAGCCCUGGUUCGUGGUGGCUACCAAGGCGGACCUGUCAUCAACGCAGCAGAACUUCGAGGAGCUCAGAGACUACCUCGCGAGCAUCAGCCGAGGCGACGCGCCCCACCCUAGUGGCGUCGAGGGUGCAUGGACCAAGGAUUGUGCGGCAAUCCCCGUAAGCGCCAUAAACGGCCAUGGUGUCGACCGCAUCGUUCACUGGACUGUCGGCCUGUUGGACGAGUAAAGACGGCAACAUCCGGUUCAUGGCUGAGAGUUUUGUCAGCCUCGCAUGGAAUUGUACUAUAAGUAGUAUCAAGCAUCCAUCAUGGAAUGCAAUUGCACGCGAGCUGGUGACAAGAUACCUAGUGGUCUAGGGCGUACUGUGGGGGCGGGGAGGACCCUAUAUGCGGGUGGGUGGGGUAUCCGAAGCUUCAGACUCCCGCGCGAACAGCUCGG
Gaeumannomyces tritici R3-111a-1 is the source of this 2393-nucleotide messenger RNA. Its product is annotated as GTPase MTG2. Gene Ontology annotation, cellular component: mitochondrion. Gene Ontology annotation, molecular function: GTP binding; GTPase activity. The coding region runs from base 466 to 2181 and encodes 571 amino acids. The record is from RefSeq and is a predicted model, not a curated record. The transcript has a single exon. NCBI's taxonomy places the organism in Eukaryota, Fungi, Ascomycota, Sordariomycetes, Magnaporthales, Magnaporthaceae.